Paramecium sonneborni is the source of this 2085-nucleotide messenger RNA. Lineage: Eukaryota; Ciliophora; Oligohymenophorea; Peniculida; Parameciidae. The record is from the annotation of a GenBank genome assembly.
AUGCAAUAACAAAAUUUUACAUUACUUGAUUUAGUAUUCUAAGAAUAAUAAGUCUAGAAUUAGAUUCCUAAUAAAUGCAGUAUUAAAGAAACAGCUAAAUUUAUUCCAUACAAUCCUCUAGGUUUCUGUCUUUUUCUUGAGGCAAAUUGCAAUAGAGAAAACAUUGACAAAUUAUUAUUCAGCUAAAUAUUAAAAAUGAUUGAAGAUAAAUUAUUAGAGCUUGAAGAACGCUUAGAUAAUAGGGAUCAAAUUAAAAAUAUCAAUCAACAAUUAAAUUUACUUAAACCUCAUGACCCUAAUUAUCAAUCUAAGCAUAUGGAUGAUAGUUAAUCUGAAAAUGUGAAAUAAAGUAAAUAAAAUUUAUUUUCUAAGGAAAAUUCAGUUAAUAAUCUGAUAUUGAAAUUGCCUCUCCUAAAGCAAAUUAAGCAUAAGAAUAAUAGUUUAACAAAUCUUAAAGAUCAAGAUCAUAAUUAGGAAGAGCACAUACUGAAAUUACAUAAUUAGAUUCAAAAGUAAAAGUAAAUGAAGAAGGAAUUAUUACAAAAUUAGAAUUAUUUGAUAAAAAAUUAAAAUAAGUUAUUGAAUAAGUUAAUAAACUUUCUUAAAAAGAUGAUUAAUUUUAAAGAAGAAUUGAAUAACAAGUGUAAUCUUAAUUAAAGGAUAGUUAAGAUAGAUUGAUACAAAAUGAUAAAGUUUUUAAAUAAUAUUAGUAAACAAAUUAAGAAAUAACAGAAAAUUAAAGAGGAUAUCUUAGUCGAAUAUCAUAAUUAAGAUAAGAGAUGGAGUAUUUUUUAUAUUUUUAUAAAUUAUUAGUUAUCUAUAAUAAGAAUUAAGUAGAAUAUAAGAGGAUAAUAAACUUCCUUUAUUGUAACUUUAAGAAAGUGUAUAAGAAUUGCAAAAAUAAGUUAGUCAAUAAUAGUAUGAGUUAAUUGCAUUUAAAACAAAUUUAGAAUCUUUUGACAAUGAUUUUUUAACACUGCUUAAAAAAUUUAAGGAUAUUCAAAAUGAUUUAGCUAAAAAGAAGUUAAACUCUAGUAUGACUAUUCAUUAAUAUUUAAAAUGAAGUCAGGUUUAAAAUUUUGAAGUAUUAUAAUUAAUGAACAUUUAAUAUUCUUUCUUACCAAACUAUCAGUUCUAAAGAAUAAUAGGACAUGGAACUUUUGGAUAUGUGUUUGAAGCUUAUGAUAGAACUAAUGAAAAGAAAGUGGCUAUAAAAAGAAUUCAAAAAAUAUCUAAAUAAUUAAGUAGAGAAUAUGAAAUAUUACUUUUACUAAAAGGUUCACCAAACAUAAUCUAAAUAGAAGUAUAAUAUUGAAAAUAAUAUAGGAUAUAUAUUUAUCUUAAACAGAUGAAGGAAUAAAUGUUCAAAAUAUAAUUUUUGAAUACAAGGAUUUCUCCUUAGAAAACAUAUUAGCUUAAGCAAUAAGAAACAGAUAGUUCUUAUAGCCGAAUUAGAUUAAAAGUUUAAUGAGACAAAUCAUAGUAGGAUUAUGUAGUUUGUCAAUUAAAGAUGUAGUUCAUAGAGAUUUAAAACCGUAUUUUUAAUUAUAAAUUUAGUGAAAAUAUUCUAGUUGAUAAAGAUGGAAAUUUAGUAUUAUGUGAUUUUGGAAGUGCUAAAGUAAUUGAUUAACGAGGAAUGAAUACAUCCUAUGUAGUAUCUCAAUAUUAUAGAGCUCCUGAACUUAUCUUAUCUCAUACAAAUUAUGGAGCUGAAAUUGAUAUCUGGGGUAAUUAAAUUUAUAAUUAAUUUUAGCUGUGGGAUGCAUUUUUUCAGAGAUGAUGGAUUUAAAAGUUUUGUUUGAAGGGAAAAAUGAAGGAGAUUAAUUAUAUUGUAUCUUUUAAACUUUAGGAAGUCUUAAAGACAUUGAAAUGAUAUAUUUAUUUUAGUAUUAGUCCUAUAAUUAAGAAAUACAAAAGAGAUUCAAAGGAUAUGAAUAGAAAGAUAUGAAAUUUUGGUUAAACAAGUUUUCCCAUAUACCAAAUAAUGAACUUGCAAUUGAUCUAUUAUUAAAAAUGCUUCAAAUUAAUCCAAAAAAAAGAAUCACUGCUAAAGAAGCUUUAUAUCACCCUUAUUUCUAAACUUGA